AUGGCACAAGACGGCGUUAUCAACCUGGUUGGGACUCUUGCAGCUUUGCCUCCUGUCCCCGCUUCGCACAAGCAACUCCGCACUCAAACAAAAUCAACCAUCCAAUCACCAGAGUCAAAAGCUCCUGUACUGGUUAUCCUCGAUGAUGACCCGACGGGAACUCAAACUUGCCACGAUGUCACUAUUCUCACAGUAUGGGAUGUUCCAACUGUGGUUUCAGCCUUCAAGCAACUAGGAACCGGCAAUGGCUUCUUCAUCUUGACAAAUUCACGCGCUCUCCAUCCCCCUCAAGCCCGGGAUCUCAUGAUCGAGAUAUGUACGAACCUCAAGGCCGCUUCGCAGGAAGUUGGUUUGCCGUAUGAGAUCGUUCUGCGCGGAGACUCUAUCCUCCGCGGACACUUUCCUCUCGAGCCUGAGGCUGUAGAGCACGUCAACGGCGCGUUCGAUGCUUGGAUCUUAUGCCCCUUCUUCCUCCAAGGUGGACGAUACACCAUCAACGAUAUCCACUACGUCCAUGAAGGCGAUCAUCUUAUCCCAGCUGCAGACACACCGUUUGCCAAAGAUGCUACGUUUGGUUACAAGAGCUCCAACCUGCGAGAUUAUGUUGUGGAAAAAUCCAAGGGACAAAUUCCGCUGACUAACAUUGACUCAAUUGAUUUGGAGACGAUUCGGGUUGGAGGGCCGGAUGCUGUUUUCCAAAAGAUAAUGGGACUUCCAAAGAGAGACAAGGCUCCAGUUGUGCUGGUCAUCAAUGCCGCUGCUGAUGAAGAUAUGGACGUGGUCAUCACAGCACUUCUCAAGGCUUCACAGCAAGGAAAGAAAUAUCUUUACCGAACAGGUGCUGCGUUUGUCUCGUCGCGAUUGGGAAUCUCGUCUAUACCGCCUCUUUCCGCGUCUCAAUUGGGUCUGUCUAAGGGAAUUGGUGGUCUCAUCAUCGCAGGCUCAUAUGUUCCCAAGACGACCGCACAGCUGGAUUCUCUUGUCACCAAGUCGGGAGACAACCUGACAACGAUCACUCUAAACGUUAAGGCACUGCUCAAGUCGGAUGAGUCUGCCAAGCAAGAUGUAUCCAGCGCUAUCGAACUCGCCUCCCAGAAGAUCAAGAAUGGUCAAGAUGUACUCGUCAUGACGAGCAGAGAACUAAUCGUUGGAAAGGAUGAAGUGGAGAGUUUGGACAUAGGCUCCACAAUAGCCAAGGCGUUGGUCUCGUUUCUUCAAAACUUGGAGCAGAAGCCACGGUACAUUAUUGCCAAGGGAGGUAUUACAUCUUCUGAUAUGGCAACCAAGGGAUUGAGGAUGAAGCGGGCUCUCAUCGUUGGUCAAGCUGCCCCUGGAGUGCCGAUGUGGCGAUGUGAUGAGCCAGAGUCCAAGUGGCCAGGGAUAAAUUAUGUGGUGUUCCCUGGAAAUGUUGGUCAUAACGAUAGUCUUUACGAAGUUGUUAGACAGUGGAGGGAGUUUAGUUAG
Molecule: messenger RNA, 1464 nt
Organism: Fusarium pseudograminearum CS3096
Lineage: Eukaryota; Fungi; Ascomycota; Sordariomycetes; Hypocreales; Nectriaceae
Exons: 1
Coding region: 1-1464 (487 amino acids)
Source: RefSeq, a predicted model, not a curated record